Messenger RNA from Sceloporus undulatus (fence lizard), 2781 nucleotides. It is a transcript of the gene PDZD11, whose product is annotated as PDZ domain containing 11. The record is from RefSeq and is a predicted model, not a curated record. NCBI's taxonomy places the organism in Eukaryota, Metazoa, Chordata, Lepidosauria, Squamata, Phrynosomatidae. Gene Ontology annotation, biological process: protein localization to basolateral plasma membrane; neurotransmitter secretion; maintenance of epithelial cell apical/basal polarity. Gene Ontology annotation, cellular component: basolateral plasma membrane; cell-cell junction; synapse. The transcript is spliced from 7 exons. The coding region runs from base 128 to 562 and encodes 144 amino acids. Gene Ontology annotation, molecular function: protein binding.
GGUGCUUGCUCCAGCUGAUCCGAGAGCCAUCCCAGCUGCUCAGGCGAAGGAGAAAGGCUGGAUCCUGGUCCUGGAAGUUUGCCCUCCCACCCCAGGAGAGGUCCCUCAGUCGGCUGGUGACUCCGAAAUGGAUAUGGGAGGCGGGGGCCGGAUCCCGUAUGAUGACUAUCCUGUUGUCUUCCUGCCUCCGUAUGAAAGCCCUCCUGCCUGGAUCCCUCCGCAUGAGAGAAUUUACCAUUCUGACUACAACAAUGAGCUCACUCAGUUUCUGCCUCGGACCAUCGUUCUGAAAAAACCUCCCGGGGCUCAGCUGGGGUUUAAUAUCCGAGGAGGAAAAGCAUCUCAGCUGGGCAUCUUCAUUUCUAAGGUAAUCCCAGAUUCUGAUGCCCAUCGAGCCGGAUUGCAAGAGGGAGACCAGGUUCUGGCAGUAAAUGAUGUGGACUUCCAGGAUAUUGAACACGGCAAGGCUGUGGAGAUCUUGAAAACCGCUCGGGAGAUCAUUAUGAGAGUCCGCUUCUUCCCAUACAAUUACCAGCGGCAGAAGGAGAGAACAGUCCAUUAGAAAUCCCUUCUGGGCUACAACCGUCAUUUUACAGAGAGCUCACCAAUCUCCAGCCACAUUUUCCCUCAUUGUAAUUUGUAAACAACAAUGCAGGGAGAUCUUUUCUUUCUUUCUUCUCUGGGCAUCUGCUUGGGCCCCACAUUGACAAGAGACCUUGCUUUUCAGCAGAGGCUGGAGCUGAGUUACUUUUAGAGAAGGGACUCUCUGAAAAAUCACAUUAUUUUGUCUGAUUUGUGUUGAAAGCUAUGAGACGCAGGGGGAGACUGGACUUGGGGCUUCAACCCAUUCCUUGAUCAGGAAAUGGCUAGAGACUCACUGACAGGUUGCCAGCCCCAAGAGGAUGUACAUAAUCCAGGAUGCUUCUUCUUCCUCAGAUGCUGGUUUGUUUUUGACCUUUGGGCUCCAAAGAAGAAAAUGGAGGCCACCAAAGGUUCCUGUUGGAUUCAAAAUGGGAAUGUGGGAUAAUUUUUGAGGGUAUCAUUUCUUGCAACAUUGGCCACAUUGAAAUUUAUGGGAUUUGCUUCUAUUUAUUCCUAUUCAUUCACUUUGUGGGCUGGACAAACAGGCUUCCACACGGUGUGUGCUUUCAAACCCAUUUUGUAAAGGCUUGGAUAUUUAGGCAUCACCCUGGCUUCAUAUCAUGGAGUAGAGUAUUAGUAGCAAGGUUAGCAGCUUCCAUUGGGUCCUGAGAGAAGGCUCUUUGAGUAUUGUGGUAUAAAUUCCUAGUCCUCAUGGUUGGUUUCCUUCUAAAAUAGGAAUGGCAAUGGUUUGACCACCAGAUGUUGGUGGACUGCAAAUCCCAGCAACACCAGCCAGGUUAGCCAUUGGUGAGGAAUGCUGGGAACCACAUCCCAACAACAUCCGGAGGGUCCUGUGAUUCUCGCUUGUACUCUAAAGGAUGGCAAUGGCAACCCUGCUCUGAAGAAACUUGCCAAGAAAACUCCAUGAUAGGUUUGUCUUAGGGUUGCCAUAAGUCAGAAACAACUUGAAAGCACAACAGAGGUGUUAUAUCCCCACCCCCCAUCGCUACCCCUCCUUUCACACUACACAGUUAUAGUGCUAUAAUUUCACUUUAACUGCCAUGGUAACAUCCUAUGGAAUCCUGGGAUCUGUGGUCUGGUGACUCACUAGAGCUCUCUGGUGGAGAAUUGUAAGUAUUCCUCCCAAAAUCCCAGGAUUCCUUAAAAUGGGAAGUGUGGCAGUUAAAGUGGAACGAGAGUAGUGUAACUGUGCUGUGAAAUGGGCCCCAAAUUUCUCCUUUUAUUUUAGUAAUCCCUAUCUCAAAUGCUGCUCACAUAAAGAGAGAAAGGAAUUACUCAGCUGCUGAAUCUACAUACUCAAACGUGUGCAUACCUGCACCCCAAAUUCCCUGGGAAGGCAUUUUAUGAGCAAACCAAUGUGGCUCUGGCUAGUUUUUGGUCCCUGGUGCAGUUGCAUCCAUGGCUAGACCUGGCUAUAUUUGCAGUCUUUAUCUGCCCAGGGACCUGGGAAUUGUGGAUUAGUGUAUGAGCAAGUGCUGUUGGAAGGGCAGAAGCAGACAGUCGUGACAAUAAGGUUGGUUCCGGUCAGCUAUGGGAAUCCUGCAACCCUUUGAUGUGGCUAGACUGCAAGUCCCAACAGCCUUAGCCAGCAUAGCUAAUGGUGAGGAAUGCUGGGAGCUGAAAUCAGACCACAUUGGGAGGUUUGUAUGAUCUCCACCUCUGGCUUAGAUUCAGCUGAAACCUCCCUUUGAAGGGUGAUAAAACUGAUUUGAGUUUCUGUUGAUCACAGCAGGAUUCAUUUUUCUAUCUUCAGGUGUCCUAUGCUCUUAAACAGGGCGAGUUCACAUUCUUUAGAGAGGUGGAUGAACUUGAGUGUCAACCUUUGUGUAGGAGGUGGAAAGCAGUGAGCAGCACAGGCAUUCUUGAUUUGCUGGCACACAGCAUUGGCUGCACCUGUUUCAUUCACUUCAGUUGUUGAUCCACUGGAACUUAAACCUUAGGGGAGUUACAAAGCAGAAAGGAAGAUCAGAAGCAGACAUCUCCCGAUUCUUGCAAAACCUUCUCCCCCAAACUCUUUCAGUGGCAGCUUUCUCCAAACAGGCUGGGAAUGAUGGCAGUUGUAAUCCAGCAGAGCUGAGUUGCAUCAGGUUGGGGUGGUCUGUUUUUAGGAGAAUGGUGUUUUUAUUCACGUUCUGAGUUGUUAUUGAUUUACUUUAUUAAAAGCGGAAUUGUUACGGA